AUGGGACUUGCUUUACUGGCACUCAGCGCCACUAUCGCUAUUACACCGAUAGUGGCUGCUCUUGAUAGCGGGCCUGGCUCGGUUUUGUCGGUCAGCCAAUCGGACUGGGAGGCAUUCAACGCGAGUGUUUCUGGGCGAUUGCAUAAUGGGGCACCACUGCUUGCACCUUGUUACAAGAUCUUCAACAGGAAGGAGCAGGCCGCAGACACUCAGCAGUGCACUGCCCUACAACAAAGCCGAGACGAUGCCGUAUUCGUAUCCGGCCAGUUCGGCGGCUACCAGCAGUUGAACUGGGCAGGAUGCCAGGCGACUGGAGACAACUGUGCGAUGAAGAUUACGGUGCCAGAUUCGACCCUGGCCACGGGACCUUGUUUGCAGGGAAGCGUCUCGAGGAGGUAUGUCGAUGCGCGAGGAGUGGACGAUGUGCAGAAGACGCUGCGUUUUGCGAGCGACAACGGGCUUCGAUUGGUUGUGAAGAAUACUGGGCAUGAUUACUUGGGUAGGAGUUCAGCUCCUGAUUCAUUUGGGCUUUGGUAUUUUGGCUCCUGUAUGCAUUAUUGUUGUUGUUGUUGA
Molecule: messenger RNA, 573 nt
Organism: Aspergillus puulaauensis
Lineage: Eukaryota; Fungi; Ascomycota; Eurotiomycetes; Eurotiales; Aspergillaceae
Exons: 2
Coding region: 1-573 (190 amino acids)
Molecular function (GO): flavin adenine dinucleotide binding
Source: RefSeq, a predicted model, not a curated record